AUGUCUGAAGCGAAGAAAGAUGGUGAGCUCGAGAAGACGUGCAACAGCUCGACGGAGAGCUCGCAGCUGGAGCCGGAGCCCGAAAAAGAAGACGUGCAGCCGUCAGUGCCGCGGAAGGCCGACAAGCCGGCCGGAAUGGGCGGAAUUAUGGCAGGGAUGAAGCUCCCGACGGCCGCCGACUUGCCGCCCGAGCCGCCGCAGGAGAAGGAGAAAGAGAAAGAAGCACCCAGCCCUCCUCGCGGGCGCACCAAGAAGAGCCGCGAUGCGAGCCGCGACAACACCAAGGAGGCCAGCAAGGAGGCCAGCAAAGAGGUCAGCAAGGACGACGAGAAGGCCAUCGAAGCGCCGAUCGAGUCGGAGAAGAGCGGCAAGCAGAAGAAGCCCAAGAAAAAGAAGUCCAAGAAGAAGAGCAAACAGGCCGACCCAGACGCGGCCUGCGAAGAAAAGUCCGGCAGGGCCAGCAAGGACAAGGAGUCCGCCGAAAAGUCUGACCGCCACGUCCGCAAGAAGGGUACCGCCCCGAAGAUCAAAGACAAGGAUGAGCAGCGCCGUCCCGACCAGCAGGAGCUCGAGAAGAACGCCGCCUUCCGCGAGAAGCUCCAGAAGGCCUACAACUUUCUGGUGCAAGAGCCAGACGCAUCGGUGGCGGGGGCCCUCUACUACCACGGCUACGCCGAGCCGUCCUACGUGCGCGAGCGUCUCGGUAAGAUCGGAGAGUACCUCCUGUGCAAGAUCUACCGCGAGGUCGACAACAAGGGACGCAUCAUCGAGCUGCUGUGCAUCGCGCUCCACGGCCCCUCCGAGAUCGGCUACUUCACGAUCAUGAUCGGCCCCAACAAACAGUUCUUCCUCGGCACCAAGGGAUUCGACAACAUCAACCAGCUCGUCUCCCACUUUGCCAGCACCGGCGAGCCGCUGCCCAACAAGGACACCGCCGAGGCGUUCAUCAUGCGCAAGUCGUCGCUGCGACAGAACGAGCUCAUCGCCCACGAGCAGGUGACGCUGAAGGAGGAGGUCGGCGCCGGCGAGUUCGGCGCCGUCUACAAGGGCAUCUACACGGGGGAGAAGGAGCCGAUCACCGUGGCCGUCAAGUCGCUGAAAGAUCUGCUGUCGUCGGACCCGGUGAAGAAGCAGAAGUUCCUCCUCGAAGCCUACAUCAUGAUGAAGAUUCGCCCGCACAAGAACAUCACGCAAAUCUUCGGCAUCUGCACGCUGAAGAACCCGCUGUACAUCGUGCUCGAGUUCAUGCCCAAAGGCUCCCUAAAAUCGUACCUCAAGAAGACGAAGGACGUCACCGACGAGGCCAAGCUCAGCAUGCUGCUCGGAGCUGCCGCCGGACUCGCACACCUCGAAGAAGCCGGCAUCGUGCACCGGGACAUUGCCGCCCGGAACUGCCUGAUGGCCGUCGACGGGUCGGUCAAGAUCAGCGACUUUGGGCUGUCGAUGGAGGAGAAGGUGCUCAAGAACAAGUCCACCAAGCUCGAGCCGGUCCCGUUGCCCACCAAGUGGCUCGCCCCGGAGGUGCUGAAGCACUACAAGUUCUCGGUGAAGAGCGACGUGUGGGCGUUUGGCGUCAUGAUCUGCGAGGUGUACACGAACGGCGGCGACCCGUACCCCGGCAUGACCAACAAGGAGGUCAAGAAGCUCAUCCUCGAGACAAAGGGCCGUAUGCCCGUGCCGAAAGAGUGCCCCAAGUACAUGCACAAGGUGCUGGACAAGUGCUGGGCUGAGGCGCCGCAGGACCGGAAGUCGUUCAAGCGCCUCACCAAAUACAUGGAGUUCUCCCGGCUUGUCAAGACGGGCGGCUCGGCGCCGAGCUGCAUGCAGAAGGAAGUCCCUGAGCACUCGGUCUCGCUGCGUCCCACCAAGAAGAAGCGCCCCGCCAAGUCGACGACCUCGGUGAACGCCGGCGUCUCGACUCGACAGCGUCGCCCGAAAGGCGGC
Mesorhabditis spiculigera is the source of this 1944-nucleotide messenger RNA. NCBI's taxonomy places the organism in Eukaryota, Metazoa, Nematoda, Chromadorea, Rhabditida, Rhabditidae. The record is from the annotation of a GenBank genome assembly.